Orbicella faveolata is the source of this 2605-nucleotide messenger RNA. RefSeq names its product transcription cofactor vestigial-like protein 4. Gene Ontology annotation, molecular function: transcription coactivator binding. Lineage: Eukaryota; Metazoa; Cnidaria; Anthozoa; Scleractinia; Merulinidae. Gene Ontology annotation, biological process: negative regulation of DNA-templated transcription. The record is from RefSeq and is a predicted model, not a curated record.
GCAUAAGCCUAUGUUAUAUUCCGCUCGUAGGCAGCCCACCUAAAACCAAUAUACUCUUUUUAUUUACAAUAAUUUUCUUAGGUAAAUCAAUGAGUUGUUUUCUUUGGACCGUUCGACUACUCUUUGACGUGAUAUUCAAGCAUUAAUUUAUCAACCAUUGUGAAUCAGCGUGCACGUUGCUUGCAUCACUAACAUUCCAUGAAAAUUUUUAGACUAUUAUAAUUCUCCGGUUACUAAACGAUUCUUACCGUAAUCUUUAGUCGCUCUCUGUCAAAGAAAGCAACGUUUAUGAAAGAAAAAUAUCUCAGUUCUUCCCCUAUUUGUUCUUGAUGGUGCGAAGUUUCACCGUGGAGAACAAACAAGAAUCGGAGACAGAAGCAGGCGAGGAAUCACCUAAGGUAAUGCCAUCAGCUGAAAACCGGAGAAAGCGAAAUCUUGAAAGAAGAGACAUCGCACAAGCGUUGAAUUUUGAUGAUAAUCGUUUAGAAAAACUCUCAUCGGUGAAGACAGCUGGAACUCAAACGUCCCCUUUGCAGACUGUAAACCCUGUAUCUGCAGCAAAGUCAAGAAUUGAUUCUGGGCCACCUCCUCUGAUUUCAAUUGUUCCAAAAUCAGAAGAUAAUGGAUAUAUGCAUUCUCACUUACCUCCACACUCUCGACCAUCUGUAAUCACAUCCACUAACAUCAUGCGAAGGCCAGUUGGUUUUAUGGGACCAUCACACCUGUAUGGCCCUGCGGAAAUGUUUUGUUAUCCAGGCCCUCACAGACGUGAAAUUGUUGAGUCAGGAAUCAUUGAUCCUUUUGUAGAAGAACACUUUCGUAGAAGUCUUGGUGAGGACUAUAAGUGUGUGAGCCCAACAUCAAUGUCUACAGCAGGUUCAGUUGACGAUCACUUUGCAAAGGCUCUUGGCGACACGUGGCAAAAGCUAAAGAAAUCUGAAGUAUCCACUCAAUCAUCAAAUCCACCUCAGCUGCAGUCAAUUAUCUCACCUGCAAACUGAGUAUUGGUUUUGUCUUCCCUAAAUACUCUUCAGAUUACUGAAAAACAGACCCUGCAAGGUGUGCACUGUUUUCAGUGUCCUGCAGUUGGUUGAGUCCCCUGUCAAAUGUUCAUGAGUGGCAGUGGAAGAUAAACCCUUAGAAAAUUCAGCUAUGUGUAAAUGAGAAAGUUAUAAAUCACUGCAAAGUUGAGUUUAUUUAGAGUGUAGAGAACCUGCAAUGCUUGAACUUUUCAGUUCAAAAGAUCAUUUCAGGUAUAUUUUGACUUGCUUUCUGUUGAAUGUGCCUUGAGUUACAUACUAAGUUGAAUUCUACACAAAUCAUCAAGCUUUACCCUUCCUCAACGUUAUCAGUUGUAUGGUAAGGCCAUUCUGCAGGGUUACCAUCUGUUUUAAAAAAAGGGAAUCUGUUUGCAUAGUUAUUUUUUAUACAUGGAGAAAAAGAAAAUUGAAAAGAGUUAAUUAAUAUGUACAAUAAACAAAUUCAGCCACUUAGUUAUUAAUGAUUUUUCACUUUUCUUUAUUUUUAAGCAACUGUUAAAUGUAAGGUUCAUUUUGUCAGUUAUCAAUGAGGGGUAGUUAUGGUUCAUCGUACAUUUUUUUUUAUUAUUAGUACCAAAAAACUUGAGCAGAUUCCUUACAUUGAAUUUAGUAAACUAGACAGGUUUUACAAAGUAAAACUAUUCGUGACAUUUGACACCAAUCAGAUUUCAACAAGCUACUUCCAACAAUAUGUUGAUUUUCACAAAAGAAGUUUGGAUACAGUGUGAUCAUUAUUUUUCAGUGAUUUUUAGACCAAUAUUAUUGUUACAUGUAAGAUCUACAUGUAUUUGGGAAAGACAAGAUUAAACAAAUUAGGGAAACUAGACUUUUUCUUUCAAGAACACUGCCAUGAUUGCUUUUAGUUUUGCAUAAGAACCAUUUUAGCUAUUAAACUAGCUCUAAAACACAGGAGUCUGCAACUGACUGACCUGACUCAAUCAGUAUCCUCAAGGCUAUGUCCAGUCAGUACCGGUACAAAAAUGGUCUGGUCCAGCUAUGUGUCCUUCAUAUGAGGCAGAUUCAGUGCCAGUUUCGUACAUGAUCAACACAAGCAAAUCCUUUGCUAAGAAGUCUCUGACCACAUUAGUUUGGAGACUAGUCCCGUGGGAACAUAGCCAAUGGGCUUUAAGGUCUUAUAGGGUUGGUCCAGUUUGAGUCACAUUUUUGGCCUGGAUCAUUUGGAACCGACUCUGUGAGAGCAUAGCCUAGCAAAGUUAAAAAUUAUCUUGUGGAUUGCAUUAGGUAGGCACAGGCAUUUUCGUAGGCUUUUUGAAUUUCUGUCAACUUGUUACUCCGCUUGUAACAUUGUAUUUGGUCAGGUUACCAUUUGUGUGGCAGAUCAGAUCUGUUCACAUUGUUGACUUGUACCCUGAUGACUCUUGGUGCAAGUCAAUUGAUAUGGUGUUGGAGCAAGUAGUGCGACAAGUUGUUAAUUAUAGAGCUCGUAAGAUAAUUGUAACAUAGUGUGGACACAGGUGUCGAGAGCUAUUUAAUAUAUUGUGUAGUAAUUAAUGUAAAUAUCUUUACGGUUGCUAAGAAGUUUAUUAAACCUUGGUUUAAUCGUC